Neurospora tetrasperma FGSC 2508 is the source of this 1373-nucleotide messenger RNA. RefSeq lists its product as uncharacterized. The coding region runs from base 11 to 1306 and encodes 431 amino acids. The transcript has 2 exons. NCBI's taxonomy places the organism in Eukaryota, Fungi, Ascomycota, Sordariomycetes, Sordariales, Sordariaceae. The record is from RefSeq and is a predicted model, not a curated record. Gene Ontology annotation, molecular function: oxidoreductase activity.
UCAACGCAACAUGGCUACGGCAGCCAUUCAGGUUUCAGUCCCAGCUCCGGUCGGACAACCAGAUAUCGGGUACGCUCCUGACCAUGACAAGUACCUCGCAAGAGUCAAAAGACGACGAGAAAACGAAAAGUUGGAGUCGUCUCUUCCGCCAGAUUUCCCUCAAAGACUAGACUCGGAUCUUGUGUGGGACGGCAACACCCUGGCCGAGACCUACGACUGGAACUACAGAUUGACAGAAGAGGACAUUGAUGAAAUCGAGUCCGCACUUCGCCAUUUCAAGAGCCUCAACAAACCCCUAGGAUACAUCAACCAAGAAACCUUCCCCCUCGCCCGCCUACACCACACCCUCCGCUCCCUCUCCCACGAGCUCCACCACGGCCACGGCUUCAAAGUCCUCCGCGGGCUCCCCGUCACCUCCCACACACGCGAGGAAAACAUCAUCAUCUACGCCGGCGUCUCCUCGUACGUCGCCCCCAUCCGCGGCCGCCAGGACAACCAGCACAACGGCCACCCAGCCGACGUAGUCCUAGCACACAUCAAAGACUUGUCUUCGACUGUUUCUGACGUGAGCAAAAUCGGUGCUCCCGCCUACACCACCGAGAAACAAGUCUUCCACACCGACGCAGGCGACAUCGUCGCCCUCUUUUGCUUGGGGGAGGCCGCCGAGGGCGGACAGAGUUAUCUGUCUAGCAGCUGGAAGGUGUACAACGAGCUGGCAGCCACUCGGCCCGAUCUGAUUCGCACGCUGGCGGAGCCGUGGGUGGCAGACGAGUUUGGCAAGGAAGGGAGGAAGUUUUCUGUUCGACCGCUUUUGCAUUAUUACCAGCCUGCUACUGCUGCUGCUGCUGCUGUUUCUGGGGAAGGAAAGCCAAAGCCCAAGCCCGAACGGCUCAUUAUCCAGUACGCCCGCCGCACGUUUACGGGAUACUGGGGAUUACCGAGGUCGGCGGAUAUCCCGCCCAUUACGGAGGCGCAGGCGGAGGCGUUGGAUGCGCUGCAUUUUACGGCGGAGAAGUAUGCGGUUACGCUGGAUUUUAGGCAGGGGGAUAUCCAGUUUGUGAAUAACUUGAGUGUGUUCCAUUCGAGGGCGGGGUUUAGAGAUGAGGGGGAGAAGCAGAGGCAUUUGGUUAGGUUGUGGUUGAGAGAUCCGGAGAAUGCGUGGGAGACGCCCGAGGCGUUGAGGGAGCGGUGGGAACGCGUGUAUGGCGGGGUGAGUCCGGAGAGGGAGGUGUUUCCGCUUGAGCCACAGAUUAGGAGCGCGAGUAAGGGGGAAAGCGUGGGGACGCAGGGUGGGGGAGGGUAUUGAUGAGGGAGGUUGAGGCGUCGAUUCUGAGUGUAGCUUGGUUGGACGACUUGGAUGUUUGAGUAGUCUG